UUUCGCAUUUGCUCAUGCAGUCAUCAUGGUCAUGCAGUGCAAGCGAUUGUGAGUCUGUGUCCAUUCGAGGAGUCUUAGUCUCCUACAUCCGGUGGUGCCGUUGUGAGGUUAGGUGCCUCCAUGCAGUUACUAGUACCUGUUCAUCAAAUGUUGCCUUACCGGACUCACUGCGUCAGCAUGUAACUGUUGUGUGGAUAACACUACUAAACAAAAUAGUCACAAGUGGCUACUAUUUGGCCUUCACUUCAUUGAUAUUUCUCCGAUCAAGUGAUCUCUAUUUCUUGAGUGCUAGUACGUGCGGUACAUUGGGUGUGGACUUCGAUUCCAGUGGACAAUGAGUGUGCUUGAUUCCUGAAUUUCUGACGACAGGAAGCAAUUAAUCAUGACUUGGAGUGGUCCACUGCACAACAAGCAGAAAUACCUUGCCGAUGUGUUGCUGACGACAUUUUCGGACACAGACUUCCCCUGCCCGAUAGGUAAUUUUAUCAAUAUAACUGCAAAGGCAAGCUUUGCCAAGCUGCGUGUUAUACUUCCAGUACCGAUCUUUACAGGUGGAACACCAUCAAAGAAUAGACAGCCACCAGCUCGCCACGGCCAAGUUUGCUACUACUAUUGCGAAAUUAGCUCCAAAGAUGACCAGCAGAAUCAUUGCAGGAAGCUGUUUCAGUACUUUCUCAACAAAGAGUGGGCUGGAAUAGUGGAUUUUACAAAUGACCACAAGCUCUACAUCAUCCCUACAUCCUCGUUCAGUGAAGACCUUGGUCUUAGUGUUGAGGGUGAUACGCCACGUCUACACGGUUUGGUAGUCUGGAAGGAAAGUGUACAGCAUGCAGCUGCGAAGAGUGUACCAGAGGCAGUCCCAACGCCUGAUGCACUGCCUCCAGUUCAGGUGCAACGCGAGCCAGCACCAGCACCAUCCAAUGCUGUGGAGAGUGUAUCGGCUGUGCCACAGGCGGUAGAAGCGGAAACAGUGACAACCUCGCGCAAGUAUAGUUCAGCUGUGCGGAUCAAGCGUCGCUCCAAUGCCUCGCUGACAACAGUAGCAGCCGACGAAGGCAUUCAGGCAUCGUGGCCAACUGCAUCUACUGACGGCGAAACCCAAAUUGAAAGUAUCUUUGGAAAGUUGCCCUCUGGUGAACCGCGAGAAGUGUACAAUCUGGGUGUUUCAAGGCGAACAGUAGCAACCUCACCAGCUACAACAACAGAGGGAGCUGCUCUGACAACAGUGAUAACAACAACAGCAGCGACUUUGCCACAAUCAAAGUCACCGUCUUCCAAUGUUCAUGCUGAUGUGUCAAGCUCAUCUGCCACCGACAGCCCGUUGCAACCUGCUCCCGCUCAGCAGCAGCAGCAGUCUCCCAGACUCUGUGUGGACAAUUCCAACUCUGCAACUUCCCCGCGCCGUGCCGAUGAGGUACAUUCUGCAACAACUGAAGCACCCUCUGUCACAACCCCCACUCUUGGCAGAUUAUCGAAACAUGUGCGGGAAUCGACAUCACAUCCAUCCAGAGCGGCCACAAACUCUGACACUAAUUCCCCUGCAGCUGCUGUAGUUUCAGAUUCUAAUGCUAUAAGAAAUACAUCUGCUGCUUCAUCUUGUCCUGGCGUUGGAAUUGGUCGCCUAUCAUCCAGGACCAGAGUCAGCUCCAGUGAACCUUCCGAGAGCCAAAUAACUACGGCUAGUGUUGUUUCUCCCGCACCACCACCGUCUAAGGUGGGCUUGGGGCGACUUUCAAGUCGCCUUAGCAGUAUUGCGGCAUCCUCGACGCCAGCAGUGCUGCCACCGGCUAGUCUACCGACGACGACAACAGAACAGUCACGGCCCUCCGGUCUAGGCCGACUUUCUCAUCGUGUUCAGCGGCAAAGUGUAGGCGAAGUGUCCUCCUCGAGUAACCUGAAUCAAACGCACGCAUCAUCGAAAUCUAGCGGCCUAGCUGGUGGUCUACAGCCAGUGUCUGGUGGCAGCAGAGGGCUUGGUAGACUAUCAUCCCGAGUAUUUAGCAAAGCUGAUGCUUCUGUGACAAAUUCCGAUAGAAGUCAUGUCCCCGCGCGUAAUAAGCACUCUGAGAGCCAGCCAAGACCGUAUGAAACUGAUUAUUCAUCCAGGCACAAUGGUCAAGUUGAGAUACGACCUAAUGAGUCCUAUCGCCGGACUAGAGAACAAAUGGAAGUGGCCGUGGCUUUUGCGCCCUUUGAAAGAAGGGAUUCGCUGGAAGAAGAUAUUGAACUUGCGAUGUCGUCUGUUGCCGAAGAGGACGAUGAUGACGAUGACGAGUUUGAUGCGAAUGGUUUGGACAGCAAUGGCGACCCUAUGGACUUUGAAGAAGUUGAUAGUGAGGAUAGUGUUCUGCCAGCAUCGUCAUCGCCGCAGCGCACCAUGCUGGAUGAGCUGGAGGGCAACAGCAUGUCCGUGUUGAUGAAUGUGGCCGUUGCUAAUCCAUUCCUGCAUCUGUUGCUUGCACGUUUGAAGGUGCAGCAGACGAAUGAAAUGGUGGAGAAGGUUGGACAAGUGCUGACGUCAUUCCCUGCUGGUUCGGACAUGGACACUGUUCAUGAUGCGAUUCAACAGAUGGUGACCAGCAGCUUGAUGGCACAAGCGGUGAGUGGUGGGGUCGCGCCGUUUCAGGGUUCUGCCGCAGCCAAGUUGGAGCCUACGCCACCGAGCAGGCGAAGGCGAAAGGAGCCGGAGACACAGGGCCAGCGUCAGGAACAACCGGCGCAGUCCCAGCUGGAACAACCGUUACCAUCUGGACCCAGUUCAGCCGUGCCGUGUCCACAACAUGCUUCGAGCCCAGUUUUAGUGGCACCUCUUUCGGCUUCUUCACCUGACCAAGAAUUGAUUUCUGGCCGCAAGCAUGAAUCUUCGACAAGUCCUGGACUCAUUCAAGCGGAGAACGACUGGCAUGGUUCAAAUGGGAAUGCUGUUGCCUCCACUCCAGCUAGCACUAUUGUCAAUACUACUCAACUGGAGCAGGCACCGGGCACAGAUAGCAGACCGGGUAGUGGCUCGGCGCUCACGCCUGACUGCUCUGCCGUCAGCAUAGAUGCGUCCAUGCUAAAGCAGACCGACGUGCCAUCUUCCAGUCCUCUCCCAAAGAGUGGGAGGUCAUUGGCACUGCCACCACCGCCACCACCGCCACCAGUCGUCCCGCAAGUCUCCGCUGCUACCGCUGCUGUACCAGGAGGCAGUAGUGAGAGGACGUUUGCUAGCUCACAGGCCGUGUCGACUGCAGGCUGUCUUACAUCACCGACUAGUGCGCGCGAUACCUCCGUUUCCACCGCUGCAACAGAAUGUCUGGGCGGGAAAAGAUCCGGCCAGGAUACCCACGAAGACUUUCCAGAUGAGCAGCAAACUGUAGGGCAGCGGAAACGGCUGCUUCGCCGCCAUCCUCCUCGGUCAGGUGUGACCCCCAGUGUACCUGAGGUAGAGGGCAGUGACAACGAACACCUGCCACAGCAACCUAUCAUGGACAUGCCCGCGCCCACGCAACAGUCAUCUGGCAAUCCAAGUAAACUGCGCCGACUUUCAUCUCGUGUUGUGCCCGCCAUGGAAACCCAAGGCGCAAAUCAAGCAGCACAUGACCCGUGUCCUUUGAGUUUGGCUGAACAGAUGACCCCGGUGGGUUUGCACACUGUUUCAAGCCCCCAGUCAACACCAGUGCAAUCUCUAUCAUCAUCACUCGCCGCUUCGAAUCAUGUAGAGUCUACACUAGUAGGCAGCUCGUCCAUCAUUAGGUCCUCUCCGUCCGCAGCUGACCGGUGCACUGAUGGUUUUAGUGGUGGCGCAUCCCUCCAGUCGACAUCUAAGCUUGGUCUUUCCCGUGGUGUUGGUCGCUUAUCCUCGCGGGCAUUGGUAAGCACCUCUAAGCCGCUCUCUGGUCAAACGUCUGCUGCAGAAGGUUCUGUUAGCAAUCAGUCUUCUGCUACUGGUGCUAGUGCUGGUGCUGGCCAGCCAGCAUCCAGCACUACCGGUAGGUUUAGACUGUCUAGCCGGCUUGGUGUUUCGUCAGCAAAAUCGUUGAAGCCCACAACUGACACAGAGGUCUCCGAGGGCGCAUGUGGAGAUGGUGACAGCGUCAACUCGACAACUGAAUCGCCAGGAACAUUGCCACCUCUGAAUUCUUUGCCGGCGCAUGUCUCGUCUCCGCUAUUUCCUAGCUACGCAGCAGGUGGCUCAGCCGUUCCUGCUAAUAGUAAUACUGCUGUGCCAGAUGAGCAGAAUUCCGAGUCAAUGGGCUCUCGGUGCGUGUUGUCCUUUGCUCUGCGUGACACUCGUAUACCAAGCAACACGGCAACAACUGUAACAAACAAUGCUUUCCAGCAGUCACCAGAAACUAUCGACAACCUAACUGAACAGGACAAAAUUCAAGUGUCUGCUAGUUCAUCCGCUCAUUCCGCAGUAGGCUGUGAAGCAUCAGCGGAAGUGCCCUCACACACGCAGCUCAACUCCUCCGAUAGAGUGACUGAUCGAACAGCAACAGCAACUGUUGCCUCAUCUGUUGAUAAAGCUAGUGCUCCUGCAGUGGCAGCCGCAAGCCACCCUGGCUCCAACAGUAAGCCCUCCACUCUGCUUGGAAGAAAGCUUGGCACAUCUCUGUCUCAGGGGCUUGGUCGACUGUCGUCGCGUACCUUUACCUUAUCUCGGAGCCUGUCCUAGUUGUGCAUGUUGCUCACCAACCUCCUGUGUGCGAGUAGAUGGGAUGACUUACUGUGAGCGCCUUAGUGUGUUAGCAUAUCUAUGCUCUGCUGGCUGCGUGUCUGUAUGUGGCCUUGCAGCCCCAGCAGCCCAGCUCAUUACCCUCUCACACGAUUGUUAUACUUGUUUGUACUCGGGUGUUGCUCAUCUUUGCUGAAAAUUUGGCAUAUUUCUGGUGCUAAUGUUGAGUGAGAUUUCCACCAAUCAGUUGUUAUAUUUCAGAGAAUCCCUCUCUCUCUCUCUCUCUCUCUCUCUCUCUCUCUCUCUCUCUCUCUCUCUCUCUCUCUCUCUCUCUCUCUCUCUCUCUCUCUCUCUCUCUCUCUCUCUCUCUCUCUCUCUCUCUCUCUCUCUCUCUCUCUCUCUCUCUCUCUCUCUCUCUCUCUCUCUCUCUCUCUCUCUCUCUCUCUCUCUCUCUCUCUCUCUCUCUCUCUCUCUCUCUCUCUCUCUGUGUUUCUUUCUCUCUCUCUUUCUCUCUCACACUCACUCACACACCUCCUUUCAGCACAUGCUAUCAGUCUGAUGUGCUUCUGUGCUGCAUUUAAUGCCAUCUCUGGACCGGAAAUCCUGCUCUCUUUUGAAAACUUCACUCGUCUGGAUUUCCUGACCACCUGUGGAUGCUUUUAUUUGUUUUUGUCUGGUUGCUAUGAGUCGCAUUGCUGAUCCUAUAAUUCUGCUGGUUGUUCAAGUCGCAUGUUCUAUGUGACUCUUAGUGCCACGUCUGAGAAUCUGCUAUUCUGAAGCUAUUGCAUCAGCCCCCCCCCCCCCCCCCGUCUAAACCUUGAAUAUCACAAUCUUUAUUCUAUCCUUUAUGAUUAUCACCAAGAGUACAUACGCUUAUUUACUCUUGUUACCACCAUACUGCUGGAAGUGAAAUAGUUAUGCUGUUGGCUAUCCAUUUGAGUCCACCGUGCUUAGUUUCCUUCCCGUACUGUUGGCUGAAUAAGUCACCAUAAUAAUACUUUUGAAGUAUACAGCGUGUCAUUGUUCUACUUGUACCGAGGAAACCUACGUGUACAUAUUGUGCCUCUUACCCAAGAAACUAUUGGUAUCACUCAGAGUUUUAUUAGUACAUUGUACUUCAGAGUCUAGUCUAAAGAUGCUGAUAAGAAGGAGCAACUCAAGUGGUCUUUCUUAUCUGCAGGUCCAAUGCGUGAACACUUUAUAAUGUGAGUUUCA
Sycon ciliatum is the source of this 5872-nucleotide messenger RNA. RefSeq lists its product as uncharacterized. The transcript is spliced from 9 exons. Gene Ontology annotation, cellular component: nucleoplasm. The record is from RefSeq and is a predicted model, not a curated record. Gene Ontology annotation, biological process: negative regulation of gene expression, epigenetic. Bases 383 to 4657 code for a protein of 1424 amino acids. Lineage: Eukaryota; Metazoa; Porifera; Calcarea; Leucosolenida; Sycettidae.